UUUUUAAUAGUAAUAAAUUUAGAAUUAUGAAUAUUUUUUAAAAAAGAAAUUGAAACAUAAAACAAACUUUAAAAAAAGACAAAAUAUUUUGAAAGGACUUUCUUCAAAUUCCAUGGAGGAAAAUGAAAAAAAUAUUUUUCGUAUACAAAUCCGUUAACAGAGGCGGAUAUAAGAAGCAAGGAAAUUCUGAAUUUUUAGACGAUCCAGCAUCGUUGUCCGCUUCCUCCAAGAAGAAGCAACACGAAAAUAAUGAGAUGGUCAAUGAGAUGAUCUUAGCGGAGGAAUCUAUAGAAGACACCGAUAACGAUAACGGCACCAUUAAUUCCGAAUUCGACCCCUCGAAACUUAUUACACCCCUCGUCUCCCAACCCGAAUCAAUUCGUAUUCACGGCCAUUCCUCAACCUACCAUGUACAUUUACGCCGAAGGUGGAGGUGCGCGCACAAAAUCCUUCGUUUUCGUGUUCGUGAUAAUAGGAUUGAUGUUAUCUAUAUCGGCACUGGUAGCCACGGUAGCUUAUCUCAUCAAAAAGGAAGGAAAACCGAACAAGAGCAGCUCAAAGUCUAGCCUGAAAAGGCCGAAAUCCGAUAAUAAGUCUAAAAUGAGGGCUUCAUCUCAAAGAUUAUUCAAAUACCCUCCGGAUAAGAUCUUGAAUGGUACUAGCAUCGAUACAAGUUGCGUUUCUAUCAAGAACCCCGAUUCUCAGCAAGCAAGAAAGUGUGGUGUUAAGAAUAUUUCCCAGGCAUCGUUUCAUUCAUCAAAACCUACCGUUUACAAGCAUAACGGUAGAAAAUUUAAAACCUUUUCAGAACCGAGCGAUUCUCGCAGAUAUUCAUUUUUAUCCCUAAACGAUCAAUACAAUUCAAAAUCUAAGCAAAAAAGUAACCAAACUAUCUGCAACACAGAUGCAUCGAGAUACAACAUAAAAUCGCCUUGCUACCCCCCGCUAAUGCAGGAUAGGAAGCUAAGAGAAUUUAACAGUAUUCAGGUCGCCGGACACGCUUUACAUAGAACGAUCUAAUAGCAAUAAUGAUGAUGGCGUUGAUGGGAUAGAUAAUCCUCGACAUCACAGUAAAUGUAGUAGCUUGGUGCUUAACUCCUCCGGCAAUAACCCCCAAAAUACUAAUAUGGCAUCAAAGUCAAAGAUUUUUCCACCCUCGAAAAGAAAAACAUGCGCAUCUUCAGAUUCGGUUUUUACGAACGACGAUUCUGGCAGACCCUUGACCAGAUUUUCCAGAAUCGAGACGGGAGUUCCCAACAGACCCGAUUACAGGUUUAUCCUAAAUAAAAAAUGUGUUUAUGAUGCCGACGGAGACGACGAAAAUUAUUUGUUGACCAGUUUUGUCAAUUUCGACAAAACCAAGGAUACCUCAAGGUCGUAUUCUGGAGAAGAAAUUACGAAAAGACGCGCCCGAGAUGACGCGAACGCACUAUAUUACAUUAAAAAUAUUAGGCAUCCGCACAGUAGCGACGAUCAGUCGUAUAAUCGCUCCCGUUCCAAAUCUUCUAAAAAUGAAUCGAAGGGUGAAUAUUGUUCCGACGAAAUUUGGCAAAAAAAAUCUGCGACUCUAUCGAACAGAUUCGCCGAUUACGAUUGCGAGAUGCCAAAACCCGUCAAAAAUUUUACGAAAACCAGAGGGCCCCACGUGAUUUGCUUCGAAGAUGAUUUACGAAAUUUCGGCCAUAAACCAUCGCCAAAAGCGCCGAGGAAAGAAUCUUCGGGAGUUUCUAAUACAGAUAAAUUUAAAGAUUACCGUUUCGAUAAGGCGAAUACCGCUGAAGGAUAUGACAACAAUAUGCGAUCAUGUUUUGACCAGAUCAGGAGUAGUUUACUAAGUUCAGAAGGGCAGGCGAUUGACUCUAACGGCGGCCCGGAACAGUAUUACAUAUCUAAUAGGACUCAUUUGCUGCAACCUUCUACUUUAAAAUCAUCAGAAAAAUAUGAAUAUUUAUGAACCCCAUGUUAUGUUAAUUUUUUUUAUUAUCAAUCCAUAGAUAUAAUAAAUCGAAUAUUUUUUUCCCCAUCAAUGCAAAAUGUAGAGAGAUAAUUUCAAAUCAUUAGAGUUCGACUUUUCAAUAAGGGAAAUUUGUUUUUUUAGCAAUAAUUUAAGUUAAAAUUAAUUAUGCAUAUAUCUAAUACGUAAUAAUAUUAAUAUAUUAUAUUGAAACAUUUCACAUGUGACCUCAAAUUAUUAAAUAAUUAUGAUAAUUUUAAUCCUAUUUUUCUUAAAAAAAAGUGAUUUUUUUUUACUAAUUACUAGGAUAGGUUGAACCAUCCUAAGAGAUUCUUAAUAUUUAUCUGCUAAUCUCAAAAAUUCAACUGCUAAAAUAUAAUAUAUAAAAACAACUCUUAUAAUUAAGAUCUUAUAUUAUAUAUAUAUAUAGCAUAUUUAUUAGAUUUUAGAAAUGUGUACAUGUGAAAGUCUUUUAAA
Messenger RNA from Gordionus sp. m RMFG-2023, 2431 nucleotides. RefSeq lists its product as uncharacterized. The coding region runs from base 1127 to 1954 and encodes 275 amino acids. The record is from RefSeq and is a predicted model, not a curated record. Lineage: Eukaryota; Metazoa; Nematomorpha; Gordioida; Chordodea; Parachordodidae. The transcript is spliced from 2 exons.